AUGUCUUCAGAAAAACUCAUAACUUUCAAGACUAGUGAUGGUGAGGAAUUCAAACUCAAUGAGGCUGUAGCUGUGAGGUCAGAAGUCAUCAAGAACAUGGUACAAGAUGUGGAUAGUACUUCUAAUGUCAUCCCCUUGUCUAAUGUUGAUGGCAAAACAAUGACCAAAAUUGUUCAAUAUUGGAAGAAAUAUUCGGAAGAAGGUGUUACGGAAGAUCGGUUAAAGAGUUUUGAUCAGGAUUUCUUGAAGAUGAGCCAAUCAGAACUAGUUGGUGUUCUCUUGGCUACUAAUUUUUUUGAUGAUAAGCAGUUAAAGGAGGUAAUAAUCCAAGAAUUUGUUGAUAGGAUCAAAGGGAAACCAAUAGAGGAAAUACGUGAAGUAUUUGGUAUCGUGAAUGAUUAUACUCCAGAGGAAGAGGAGGAGGUCCGUAGAGAGAAUGCUUGGGCUUUUGAAUGA
Messenger RNA from Solanum verrucosum, 456 nucleotides. RefSeq names its product SKP1-like protein 1B. Gene Ontology annotation, biological process: SCF-dependent proteasomal ubiquitin-dependent protein catabolic process. Gene Ontology annotation, molecular function: cullin family protein binding. Bases 1 to 456 code for a protein of 151 amino acids. The transcript has a single exon. The record is from RefSeq and is a predicted model, not a curated record. NCBI's taxonomy places the organism in Eukaryota, Viridiplantae, Streptophyta, Magnoliopsida, Solanales, Solanaceae. Gene Ontology annotation, cellular component: cytoplasm; nucleus.